GCUACGACAGUGUACGCAUCAAGCUAAGCCGGCUUAAAGUUACGUGAUUAAUAUCGUGCUGUGUUGAUACGUUAUCGUGAAUUAAUUGCAGUUCAGUGCGAAUAAAUAUUUCGUCCAUAUUUGAUUUUGAGAGAAUCGAAGAUGGUGAAAGGAGCAUCAGUGGGUAUUGAUCUGGGCACGACCUACUCGUGCGUGGGUGUGUUCCAGCAUGGCAAGGUCGAGAUCAUCGCCAAUGACCAAGGCAACAGGACAACUCCUUCGUACGUCGCCUUCACAGACACCGAGCGUCUGAUUGGUGAUGCUGCCAAGAACCAAGUGGCCCUCAAUCCUGUCAACACGAUUUUUGACGCCAAACGACUGAUUGGGAGAAGGUUUGAUGACCCAACCGUUGCCGGUGACAUGAAGCACUGGCCCUUCAAAGUGGUCAAUGACAGCGGCAAACCAAAAUUGCAGGUCGAAUUCAAAGGAGAGAUGAAAACAUUUUCUCCCGAAGAAAUUUCUUCAAUGGUGUUAACCAAGAUGAAAGAAAUCGCAGAAGCCUACCUGGGAGGGGCUGUAAAAGACGCAGUAAUUACCGUACCUGCUUACUUCAACGACUCUCAACGCCAAGCAACCAAGGAUGCUGGCGCCAUUGCUGGCCUCAACGUCCUCAGGAUUAUCAACGAGCCAACAGCUGCAGCCAUCGCCUACGGCCUCGACAAGAAGGGAACUGGCGCCGGUGAGCGCAACAUCCUCAUCUUCGAUUUGGGCGGUGGAACCUUCGACGUUUCUAUCCUGUCCAUCGACGACGGCAUUUUUGAAGUGAAGGCCACUGCUGGAGAUACUCAUCUCGGAGGAGAAGAUUUUGACAAUCGUCUUGUCAAUCACUUCGUUGAAGAAUUUAAGAGGAAAUAUAAGAAAGAUAUCAAAGAUAAUAAGCGAACUUUGCGACGACUGAGAACUGCGUGUGAACGAGCCAAGAGGACCCUAUCCUCAUCUGCACAAGCUAGCAUUGAGAUUGAUUCGCUUUACGAGGGCAUCGACUUCUACACAUCCAUCACUCGCGCCCGAUUUGAAGAAAUGUGCUCUGACCUCUUCAGAGGAACCCUGGAUCCUGUGGAGAAGUCCCUUCGAGAUGCGAAAAUGGAUAAAGGACAUAUCCACGAGAUUGUAUUGGUUGGAGGUUCAACUCGCAUUCCUAAAAUUCAAAAACUGCUGCAAGACUUCUUCAACGGCAAGGAAUUGAACAAAUCAAUCAACCCUGACGAAGCUGUUGCCUAUGGUGCUGCAGUUCAGGCUGCCAUUCUAACUGGCGACAAAUCUGAAGCCGUUCAAGAUCUACUCCUCCUUGAUGUAGCUCCCUUAUCCAUGGGCAUUGAGACCGCUGGUGGAGUUAUGACUGCUCUCAUAAAGAGAAACACUACAAUCCCCACCAAACACUCCCAAAUUUUCAGCACUUAUUCGGACAACCAACCGGGUGUGCUCAUCCAGGUUUACGAGGGCGAGCGCGCCAUGACAAAAGACAACAACCUUCUCGGUGAAUUUGAACUCUCUGGCAUCCCUCCUGCCCCUCGGGGCGUGCCUCAGAUCGAGGUCACCUUUGAUAUCGACGCCAAUGGCAUCUUGAACGUUUCUGCUGUCGACAAGUCCACCGGCAAAGAGAACAAGAUUACGAUCACCAACGACAAAGGUCGCCUCAGCAAGGAGGAAAUAGAGAAGAUGGUGCAGGAUGCUGAAAAAUAUAAGGCAGAGGAUGAUAAACAAAAAGAAAAGGUUGCUGCCAAGAACGGUCUUGAGUCAUACUGCUUCAACAUGAAAUCAACCCUGGAAGAUGAUAAACUCAAAGACAAGGUGCCAGAAGAGGAGCGCAAAAAGGCUCUAGAUGCUUGCAGUGAAGCCAUCAAGUGGCUUGAUGCUAAUCAGCUCGCAGAGAAGGAAGAGUUUGAGUUCAAACAGAAGGAACUUGAGAAGAUAUGUUCUCCUGUGAUAACUAAGCUCUACGGAGGUGCAGGUGGAGUGCCCGGUGGCAUGCCGGGUGGUAUGCCAGGUGGUAUGCCAGGAGCGGCAUCUGGUGCUGGUGGACCAACUAUUGAGGAAGUAGAUUAAAUUGAAGAUUUAAGCAGGUCCAUGCUCUUAUUGAAGAAUUUUUGUCUUAAAAGUGGGUGCCAGCGCCGUGAAAAAAAAAACAUUCCGUUAUAUCUGACACAAGGAAGUUAGUGUUCUAGUUCUUGUUUGAGGAAUUCUCGGCGUCUGUUUUGACUGUCGUCUAUUCCGAUUAAUUUUGCGUUUCAGCAUGUUGAUUAGUAAGAUAGAAGUAUUUCUAUUUGCCGUUCAUCGUUUAUGAUUACAAGUUCCAUUAGACUAGACCUAUUUAGGCGAAAUGUUAUGAAUUUACUCAUAUAAAUCUGGUAUUGGAUUAUUUUUGAGGGCAUUCAGUUUGAUUACCUAAUUAUAAGGCGGAAUUUUCCUUCUUAUGUGAUUGCCAAGUUAAUAAAUUGUAACUUUA
Hyalella azteca is the source of this 2485-nucleotide messenger RNA. Its product is annotated as heat shock cognate 71 kDa protein-like. NCBI's taxonomy places the organism in Eukaryota, Metazoa, Arthropoda, Malacostraca, Amphipoda, Hyalellidae. Gene Ontology annotation, molecular function: ATP hydrolysis activity; ubiquitin protein ligase binding; ATP-dependent protein folding chaperone. The coding region runs from base 142 to 2085 and encodes 647 amino acids. The transcript is spliced from 2 exons. Gene Ontology annotation, cellular component: cytoplasm; vesicle; blood microparticle. The record is from RefSeq and is a predicted model, not a curated record. Gene Ontology annotation, biological process: protein refolding; cellular response to unfolded protein.